Messenger RNA from Mesoplodon densirostris (Blainville's beaked whale), 5106 nucleotides. It is a transcript of the gene ADCY3, whose product is annotated as adenylate cyclase 3. NCBI's taxonomy places the organism in Eukaryota, Metazoa, Chordata, Mammalia, Artiodactyla, Ziphiidae. Gene Ontology annotation, cellular component: plasma membrane. Gene Ontology annotation, molecular function: adenylate cyclase activity. Bases 1102 to 4527 code for a protein of 1141 amino acids. The record is from RefSeq and is a predicted model, not a curated record. The transcript has 22 exons. Gene Ontology annotation, biological process: adenylate cyclase-activating G protein-coupled receptor signaling pathway; intracellular signal transduction; cAMP biosynthetic process.
CCUCAGCCCCCGCCUCUCCGAGCCCGGAAGGAAGCUGCGGCAGAGGAGGGGGCGCCCGGGAUGCCCCUAGCGCGCCUCACCUGCGGGAGGGCCCGUCCCGGGCUUUUAUCUUCUGAGACGGGCCUGCGGGGGGAAGGCGCUGAUUAGUCCAUCCUUCCUGCCACCGCCCACCCCCAGCUUCCACGCAGCCGUAGCCGCCAGCUCGCCGCCGGGGGCCCUGCAACUCGCCCCCGCGCUCCUCCUCACGCUUCUCCUCCUUGCCCCCGCCGGGCCAGGCCUGGAGCCGGGAGCUUCACCCUCGCACCCCCCUACUCCGGACGCACUCGCCGAGAGGGCGGUGACUGCGGGGAGGGAGGGGCGCCGCCCGCCUCCCGGGGCCUGGAGCGCUCGUGGCCCCGGAGCCGCCAGCGCCGCGCGGGGACUCACUGUGCAACGCGCAGCGCCCUGACUCGGCUGGCUCCGCUCGGCGCGCGGGCGGGCCAGAGGAUGCUGGCGGGCUUCCCCGGCUUCGGCCCUCGCUCGCGCCGCGGAGGGCCCCGGGUGCGCCCCUAGCCGCGCCGUCGCGACCACUGCGGGGCCAGAGGGAGGGGGCCGGCCGCGCACGCCGGCCCCGCGAGCCGCAGCCCUAGGGGCGGGCGCCCCCGAAUUUUCCAGCCUCCGUCGCCGCCUCCUCCUCCUUCCUCCUGCGGCCGGGCGCCUGUGGAUGCUGAGGGGCAGCCCUGCGCCUCUCCCGGCCGGAUUCCCGGCCUGACGGCGGGAGAGUCGCGCCCCGGCCGGGGACCGUGGCUCUGGCGGGUCGGCGCGGCUCCGCGGGGAGCAGCCCCCGGGCGCGUUGAGCCCUCCUGCCCCCUCCCGCUGCACGCGUGACUCGGCCUCGCAGCCCGCGAGGGGACCGGCCCGGACCACGCCGCUCCGGAGUUCCCGCACAGUUCCAGAUGGUCAGUGCUGCCUGUGCCGGGGAAGCCAGCUCUGUGUUCCUGCCCGAGGGGGCCGGCCGUCAGCCUGCCCCAGGUCCCCGAGAGCCCUGGUAGGUGGCCCCAGAGUCCUUCCUCUGUUCCCCGUCCGCUUCUCCAGAGCCAGUAAAAGCAGACACCAGCCAGGAUGCCGAGGACCCAGGGCUUCUCCGAUCCUGAGUACUCGGCCGAGUACUCAGCCGAGUACUCCGUCAGCCUGCCCUCUGACCCUGACCGCGGGGUGGGCCGGACCCAUGAGAUCUCUGUCCGGAGCUCGGGAUCCUGCCUGUGCCUGCCUCGCUUCAUGCGGCUGACCUUCGUGCCGGAGUCCUUGGAGAACCUGUACCAGACCUACUUCAAGAGGCAGCGCCACGAGACGCUGCUGGUGCUGGUGGUCUUUGCGGCCCUCUUCGACUGCUACGUGGUGGUCAUGUGCGCGGUGGUCUUCUCCAGGGACAAGCUGGCUCCCCUUGCCGUGGCCGGGGUCGGGCUGGUGUUGGACAUCGUCCUCUUUGUGCUCUGCAAAAAGGGGCUGCUGCCCAACCGGGUCACCCGGAAAGUGGUGCCCUACCUGCUGUGGCUGCUGAUAACAGCCCAGGUCUUCUCCUACCUGGGCCUGAACUUCUCCCGCGCCCAUGCAGCCAGCGACACGGUGGGCUGGCAGGCCUUCUUUGUCUUCUCCUUCUUCAUCACGCUGCCGCUCAGCCUCAGCGCCAUCGUCAUCAUCUCUGUGGUCUCCUGCAUCGUGCACACGCUCGUCUUGGGGGUCACCGUGGCCCAGCAGCAGCGGGACGGGCUGAAGGGGAUGCAGUUGCUGAGGGAGAUUCUGGCCAAUGUCUUCCUCUACCUGUGCGCCAUCGUUGUGGGCAUCAUGUCCUACUACAUGGCGGACCGCAAGCACCGCAAGGCCUUCCUGGAGGCCCGCCAGUCGCUGGAGGUGAAGCUGAACCUGGAGGAGCAGAGCCAGCAGCAGGAGAACCUUAUGCUUUCCAUCCUGCCCAAGCACGUGGCAGACGAGAUGCUGAAGGACAUGAAGAAGGAUGAGAGCCAGAAGGACCGGCAGCAGUUCAACACCAUGUACAUGUACCGCCACGAGAACGUCAGCAUCCUCUUUGCCGACAUCGUGGGCUUCACCCAGCUGUCUUCAGCCUGCAGCGCCCAAGAGCUCGUGAAGCUCCUCAAUGAGCUCUUUGCCCGAUUCGACAAGCUGGCGGCCAAAUACCACCAGCUGCGGAUUAAGAUUCUGGGCGACUGUUACUACUGCAUCUGUGGGCUGCCGGACUACCGGGAGGACCACGCCGUCUGCUCCAUCCUCAUGGGGCUCGCCAUGGUGGAAGCCAUCUCGUAUGUACGGGAGAAGACGAAGACCGGGGUGGACAUGCGAGUCGGGGUGCACACGGGCACCGUGCUGGGGGGUGUCCUAGGCCAGAAGCGCUGGCAGUACGACGUGUGGUCCACCGAUGUCACCGUGGCCAACAAGAUGGAGGCCGGCGGCAUCCCCGGGCGCGUGCACAUCUCCCAGAGCACCAUGGACUGCCUGAAAGGCGAGUUCGACGUGGAGCCAGGCGACGGGGGCAGCCGCUGUGAUUACCUAGAUGAGAAGGGCAUCGAAACCUACCUCAUCAUUGCGUCCAAGCCAGAGGUGAAGAGGACAGCCGCCCAAAAUGGCCUCAGUGGCUCGGCUCUGCCGAACGGAGCGCCACCUUCCUCAAAGCCCGGCUCCCCUGCCCUCAUUGAGACCAAGGAGCCUGACGGGAGCAUCCACACCAGUGGCUCCACGUCCGAGGAGCCAGAUGCCCAGGCUGACAACCCCUCAUUCCCCAACCCUCGCCGGAGGCUGCGGCUUCAGGACCUGGCCGAUCGCGUGGUGGACGCCUCCGAGGACGAGCACGAGCUCAACCAGCUGCUCAACGAGGCCCUGCUGGAGCGGGAGUCCGCCCAGGUAGUGAAGAAGAGAAACACCUUCUUCCUGUCCAUGCGGUUCAUGGACCGCGAGAUGGAAACCCGCUACUCGGUGGAGAAGGAGAAGCAGAGCGGGGCCGCCUUCAGCUGCUCCUGCGUCGUCCUGCUCUGCACCGCCCUGGUUGAGAUUCUCAUCGACCCCUGGCUGAUGACAAACUAUGUGACCUUCGUGGUUGGCGAGGUCCUGCUCCUGACUCUGACCGUCUGCUCGCUGGCUGCCAUCUUUCCUCGGGCCUUUCCUAAGAAGAUCGUGGCCUUCUCGACUUGGAUCGACCGGACGCGCUGGGCCAGGAACACCUGGGCCAUGCUGGCCAUCUUCAUUCUGGUCAUGGCAAACGUCGUGGACAUGCUUAGCUGUCUCCAGUACUACAUGGAACCCACCAACGGCACCUCAGGGGUGCAGAUAGAGGACGGCUGUGUGGAGAACCCCAAGUAUUACAACUACGUCGCUGUGCUGUCCCUCAUCGCCACCAUCAUGCUGGUGCAGGUCAGCCACAUGGUCAAGCUGACACUCAUGCUACUCAUCGCAGGGGCUGUGGCCGUCAUCAACAUCUACGCCUGGCGCCCCAUCUUUGAUGAAUACGACCGCAGACGCUUCCAGGAACACGACUUUCCGAUGGUGGCCUUAGAGAAGAUGCAGGUACUUUCCAGCCCUGGGCUCAAUGGCACUGACAGGCUGCCCCCGGUGCCUUCCAAGUGCUCCAUGACGGUGAUGAUCUUCGUCAUGAUGCUCAGCUUCUACUACUUCUCCCGCCACGUGGAGAAGCUGGCACGGACACUGUUCUUAUGGAAGAUUGAGGUCCACGACCAGAAGGAACGUGUCUAUGAAAUGAGACGCUGGAACGAGGCCUUGGUCACUAACAUGUUGCCUGAGCACGUGGCACGCCAUUUCCUGGGGUCCAAGAAGAGAGACGAGGAGCUGUACAGUCAGUCGUACGACGAGAUCGGAGUCAUGUUCGCCUCCCUGCCCAACUUCGCUGACUUCUACACGGAGGAGAGCAUCAAUAACGGUGGCAUCGAGUGUCUGCGCUUCCUCAAUGAGAUCAUCUCAGAUUUUGACUCUCUCCUGGACAAUCCCAAGUUUCGGGUCAUCACCAAGAUCAAAACCAUUGGCAGCACCUACAUGGCAGCUUCAGGAGUCACCCCAGAUGUCAACACCAACGGCUUUACCAGCUCCAACAAGGAGAAGUCAGACAAGGAGCGCUGGCAGCACCUGGCGGAUCUGGCCGACUUCGCACUUGCCAUGAAAGACACGCUCACCAAUAUCAACAACCAGUCCUUCAACAACUUCAUGUUGCGCAUUGGCAUGAACAAAGGAGGGGUACUGGCUGGCGUCAUCGGAGCCCGGAAACCACACUAUGACAUCUGGGGCAAUACAGUCAAUGUAGCCAGCAGGAUGGAGUCCACAGGGGUCAUGGGCAACAUUCAGGUGGUGGAAGAAACUCAAGUCAUCCUCCGAGAGUACGGCUUCCGCUUCGUGAGGAGAGGGCCCAUCUUCGUGAAAGGGAAGGGGGAGCUGCUAACCUUCUUCUUGAAGGGGCGAGAGAAGCCGGCCACGUUCCCUAACGGCUCCUCGGUUACACUGCCCCACCAGGUGGUAGACAACUCCUGAAUGGCCUCGAGCCCUACGAGAGUCCACACGGGAGGGAGAGUUUAUUUUCUGGAAUCAAAGGCAGGCCUUGGGAAAGGACAAAUGACCAAGUCCCAACAUUCCCAAGCUGUUGAAGUGCACACUCACGUAGACUUUAGGUUCAUUUGUUUAUGGAUGUGUGGGCUCUGAGGGCAGCCAUACUAUUCCUUGGUGUGCCUGUAGCUUCCCCAGAGAGUAGGGCUCUUGGGCAUAUAGUACUGGAAUAAUCCUUCCAGAGCCCUAGUUCUGACCAGCCCUCCUCCCCCAGAGAGGCCGUGGCCACUGUGAGCAGGAAUGUACCAGAGGCGGAACAAGGCUGCUGCCUUUGGGCCCGGCUGGGAGCACAGGUGGGGCAGCUCUGUUUGCGGCGAGGGCUGGCAGCGGCUCUGUCCCCAGCUCGAACUUGGAAGCCGUGCUUUUCAUUCUGAAGACCUGCUUGCCUCUGUGGUCCGAGUUACGUGAAAUGGGCCUCGUCCUGAUAAUCUUGAAAGGUUCUUCUGGAACCCCAGUCACCUUAGUCAUGAGAGCAGAAAGUGCAAUAUUUCCUUUUACCUGGUGGGA